AUGGGCUUCAGGGCUGGCGUGGAUGGCCCCAGGGAAGAAGCGCAACUGCGCAGAGUGGCGGCUUCCCCUUUACUUGGCUCGAAGAAGUGGUGGGACCCUCUCACAGUGAGAAGACUUAAUAGCAAUGAGCUACGGGAACUGGAUCUUUAUGACAAUCAGAUUAGGAAGACUGAGAACUCGGAGUCUGUGGUGGAACUUGAGAUCCUGGACAUCUCUUUUAACAUUCUCUUUAACAUUGAGGGACUAGAUCAGCUCACUCAGCUGAAAAAACUCUUCCUUGUCAACAACAAAAUCAGCAAAAUAGAGAAUCUGAGCAACUUGCAGAUGCUACAGAUGUUAGAGUUGGGAUCCAACCGAAUUCGGGCAAUUGAAAACAUCAACACCUUGGCCACUCUUGACAGCCUGUUCCUUGGGAAGAACAAAACCACCAAACUGCAGAACCUGGAUGCACUGACAAACCUGACUGUGCUCAGUGUGCAGAAUAACCGCCUGACCAAGAUUGAGGGGCUGCAGAGCUUGGUGAACCUGCAUGAGCUGUACCUCAGCCACAACGGCAUUGAAGUCAUUGAGGGACUGGAGAACAAUAACAAGCUCACAACGCUGGACAUUGCAUCCAACAGAAUCAAGAGGAUUGAGAACAUCAGUCACUUAACAGAGCUGCAGGAGUUCUGGAUGAAUGACAACCUGGUGGAGAGCUGGAGUGACCUUGAUGAACUGAAAGGAGCCAAAAACUUGGAAACUGUCUAUCUGGAGCGAAAUCCCUUGCAGAAGGAUCCCCAGUACCGGCGCAAAAUCAUGCUGGCCCUCCCCACUGUCUGGCAGAUUGAUGCCACCUUUGUUCGAUUCUAAACCUCCUGCUGUCCUCCUUCCUGCCCUCCUUGGAGAAAUGUCCCAGCUGGGAUUUUUAUCCACUUAACCACACAGCCCAAGUCUACAGUACACUGUCACAGAGCAGAUGGUCAAGAAAAAGCACUGAGUACCAGAUCUUGUGUACGAUGCACUCAUUGUUUUUGAGAUGUUGUUGUUAUUAUUAUUAAAUCUUAAUAUGGAGA
Messenger RNA from Dryobates pubescens (Downy woodpecker), 1052 nucleotides. RefSeq names its product protein phosphatase 1 regulatory subunit 7-like. The record is from RefSeq and is a predicted model, not a curated record. Lineage: Eukaryota; Metazoa; Chordata; Aves; Piciformes; Picidae. Gene Ontology annotation, molecular function: protein binding.